Suillus bovinus is the source of this 285-nucleotide messenger RNA. RefSeq lists its product as uncharacterized. Bases 1 to 285 code for a protein of 94 amino acids. The record is from RefSeq and is a predicted model, not a curated record. The transcript has a single exon. NCBI's taxonomy places the organism in Eukaryota, Fungi, Basidiomycota, Agaricomycetes, Boletales, Suillaceae.
AUGAUCCCUCAUGAAGUUGGUGAUAUUGUGCCAUCCGAUACACUCACCCUGCAAUGCGGAUCUUGUGAGGCCUCGUAUCAGCUCAACGGAGUGAUAUAUUGUGGACAAGAGCACUUCACCGCAUGCCUCAUCAUCAACAAGUGUGUCUGGCAAUACAACGGUCAGCAGAACAAUGGUUGUCCACAGAAAGACAAGACUUGUACUAUGGAUCUGGUCAAAUUGUCUCAGCGACCUGCGCUUGCAUACAUUUAUGCAUGCAGAGAGGUUAAAGAUGUCGUAACCUAG